AACACGCUGUUCCAAGAAGACAAUGGACACAAUAACAUAUGUAGUUCUCAGUGUUUGCCUGUGUUUAUGUUCAGCAUUUCCACAACCUGAGAUAAAGAUAGAUGCUGCACACCGUAACCAACUCUCCAUCAGAAUUCCAGAUGCAUCUGGUUUAGCUGAUGUUAUAUUCUGGUAUGAAUUACAAAGACGAGACCCCGUGGACUACAGGCCUGUACAGACUGGAAGGUUACUUUUGAACAGAAACUAUGCUGGGCAUUUCUUUGGUGAAAUUGUAAACACCAUUGACCCAAGUGAUGACGGUAUUCUGGAAUAUUCCGUACAUUAUUAUGCACCGGAUGGCAACAUCACACGACGCAUUCGGGAUAGGUUCUUCAUUCCAUCAAUAACGCCUCUGUUACCUCGUCUUGUCAGAAGAGGAACCACCGUCCUCUAUGACGACUUCUCCUCCAACGUCCUCGACACCAACAAGUGGUGGUUUGAAAUAACGUCCCAUGGGGGAGGAAGUGGACAGUUCCAGAUGUACACACCUGAUACUGCGAACACUUUCAUUCGGAAUGGAAUACUUUAUCUUAAGCCGACCUUCACUGCUGACACGUUUGGAGAUCAUUUCCUUCACAGCGGAAAGCUUAACUUUACCAAACAGUGGGGUUCUUGCACCUACAGUGGGCACAGCGGAUGCUUCCGAGAAGGAGCUCUCCAAAACAUACCACCAAUCAUGUCAGCGGAAAUACAUUCUAAAGUAACACUAGUUCACGGUAGUGUGGAGGUGGUGGCUCAAAUCCCCAAAGGCGAUUGGCUAUGGCCAGCAAUCUGGCUUCGAGCUGAAUGGCCUUGGAAAUAUGGGAAAUGGCCCGCGUCAGGUGAAAUUGAUAUCAUGGAAGCGAGAGGUAACCUGAACAUUAAAGAUGACCACAAUCAGGAUAAGAGUGUAAACGUUGUCUCUUCAACACUGCACUGGGGAGCAUCAUCGUCGCAACAUAAACACCAUGGGGAAUCAAGACCAAGCACUGUUGGGACAACAUGGGCUGAUGAUUUUCAUACCUACAAAUUGGACUGGAACGCGGAUCAUAUCAGAAUGGAUGUCGACAAUCAGCCUAUCUUAGCGUGGGCAACACCGACGCAGGGCUACUGGGACUACAGCCAUCUAUCUGGCAACAAUAUCUGGGGACAAGGUGGCAAGGACGCACCUUUCGAUAGCAAAAUGGGGCUUAUCCUGAACAUUGCUGUGGGUGCUACCAAUGGCUACUUCCCUGAUUCCUGGCACAACCUUCCCCAUGGCAAGCCCUGGAAGAACACCUCACCUACAGCCAUGAUGGACUUCUGGAAGAACAGGCACCAGUGGCAGUCGACUUGGCAUGGUGAUGACGUCGCAAUGAAGGUCAAGUCCGUCAAGAUGAUACAGUAUUAAUAGCGGAAGAUAACUAAAAAGCAAGUUGGCAUACUGUGUACAUCCGAGAAAUUGAUUUACGCGUGUACACACUAGUUUGUAACUCCAUAAACGCAUAUACAGAGUAAAGUCAAUUCUUAUAAAUAAAUGCAUAACAAAAAUAGGCUCAUAGUCAUUAAGAUGCAUAAAAGCUGGAGACAACAAUACGAAAUCACACCGUCCAUUCAGCCAAUCAGGAAGAAGUAGUCUGUUCGUGGGCGUAGCCUAUUUAUUCAGUUCAUUGGAACAUCAUUGCUUGGUUAGCCACGU
Molecule: messenger RNA, 1696 nt
Organism: Haliotis rufescens (red abalone)
Lineage: Eukaryota; Metazoa; Mollusca; Gastropoda; Lepetellida; Haliotidae
Product: beta-1,3-glucan-binding protein-like
Exons: 12
Coding region: 23-1408 (461 amino acids)
Biological process (GO): carbohydrate metabolic process
Molecular function (GO): hydrolase activity, hydrolyzing O-glycosyl compounds
Source: RefSeq, a predicted model, not a curated record